Hibiscus syriacus is the source of this 4577-nucleotide messenger RNA. RefSeq lists its product as uncharacterized. The record is from RefSeq and is a predicted model, not a curated record. The transcript has 16 exons. NCBI's taxonomy places the organism in Eukaryota, Viridiplantae, Streptophyta, Magnoliopsida, Malvales, Malvaceae. Bases 436 to 4221 code for a protein of 1261 amino acids.
GCUUUCGAUUUCGAGCUUCUCUGAUCAAAGUUUACGUAAGCCAAGGUUUCGCAUCUUCGUAAUUUUAAAGAGUCUCUAAAUUAUUUGCUGAGCCAUCGAAUAUUCGGUGAUUCAUUUGAAGCCUUUUGAUUUAAUUUUAGAUUGGAUUUAACACUGAAGCAAGGAAAGUGAAGCUGAACGUUGGUAUAUUUAUCCCUUUCAUAGCGAAGAAAGGGAGAAACAUAAAAGCAAUGUUGAUUUGGAAAUAAUAAAAAUGGGAAUGCUGUUCUUACUGACUGCUAUUUACAAGAUGUCCAUGCCAGCUGAAAUCAAAAUAGGUUGUUCUUUGUCAUUAAGAGUUUAAUUCAGCCUUCAUGUACCGUUGCACAACAUUUUUGUCAUGCACCACUUUAUUUAUUGGCCUUGUAAGAUUGUGGAUUACCAAAACCUGAUGCAAUGGCAACAUCUAGCAAGUUUGAUAUGUCUUCUGGUAGCCCAGAUAGGCCACUGUACACUAGUGGGCAGCGUGGAGCCCACUUAGCUGCUCAAUUAGACAGAUCAGGCAGCUUUCGUGAGACUAUGGAGAAUCAAAUCCAAUCUUCUCUGUCAAGAAUGUCAAGGAGCACUUCCUUAGUAGCCCAAGGAGACGUAUCCAACUUCUUCCAGUGCUUGUGUUUUGAUCCCAAGGUGGUUGCUGCUGAACAUAAGCCUAGUCGCCAAGGAAACUUUAAGCGGCACAUCAAAAUUGCUCUUGGCAUUUCUCCUGAUGAUUCUCCAACUCCGUUGUCAAAAGGCAAGCUGUUGCCUUCUCCCAUACCGGAGGAAAUUAAACGAGUUAAGGCUGGUCUACGUGAUUGCACUGUCAAAGCAAGGGAGCGCAUGAAAACUUUCAACGAAGCCUUAUCAGUUUUCUACAAGUUUUUCCCUAACAUACCAUCUAAGAAAAGAUCUCGAUCAGAAAUCUUUACUAGUGACCGCUCCAAUGCCUUGUUAUCUAGUGAUCGGUCAGUCCUGGGGCCAAGCAUUGGUAAGAUGGGAAUUCAUAAUCAUUCCAUUGCUGGAGGUUUUGAUUUUGAACGCCAGAAGUCAGAAGAAAGGCCUAAAAGUUCUUUUCCUAAUAAACGUACUCGAACUUCUCUGCUGGAUGUUAGGAUGGAUGUGCAGAAUAAUGCUCUAGUCAGGCAGCCUGGUAAUGCAGAUAGGGAUAGGGAAAUGCUCAGGGUUUCAAAUAGUGCUGGAGUUCAAGGUGAAGAUCGAACUUUGUAUGGCGGUGUCGAUGGGUGGGAAAAGGCAAAGAUGAAGAAAAAGCGGUCUGGGAUAAAACCUGAUGUGUCUCCAAGUACGGUAUCAACUAAACCGAUAGAAGGUUACCGGGAGUCUAAACAAGGCAUACAGCAAAGGGCUGUCUCUGAUACUCGAUCAAGGGUAAAUAAUGACUCCCAUGAGUUCAGGUCAGGAAUUGCUAAUGGAUCUGCUGGAGUUGGAAAAUCAGAAGGUAUAUCGCUGCUGACUGGCUUGGGUCCUAGGUCAUCUGUCCCUAGGACUGAUAUGGACAACAGUUCCCUUCGUAAUGAUAGGAGAGAGCGUCCUGUUCCUUCCGAUAAAGAGAGAGUGAAUCUAAGAGCUGUUAACAAGAUGAGUGCUCGUGAUGAGUUUAAUUCAGCAAGUCCUACUUCAAACACAAAAAUGAAUGCUUCUAUCCGUGCUCCACGAUCGGGUUCUGGAGGUGGUCCAAAGUUGUCACCAGUUGUUCAUAGAACAGCAACAUCAGAUGACUGGGAGAUAUCUCAUUGUACAAAUAAACCACCUACUGCAGGUGGAGUGAAUAAUCACAAACGCACGAUGUCAACUCAGUCUUCAUCGCCACCUGUUGCCAAUUGGGCCGGUCAGAGACCACAAAAGAGCUCUCGAACUGCAAGAACAAAUCUUGUUCCUAUUCUUUCAAAUAAUGAUGAACUUCCAUUGCUGGAUACUGAUAUGGCUGGAAAUGAAAUUGGGUCAGGAUUUCCUAGACGCUUGUCAAGCGGUUCUCCCCAACAAGUUAAACUAAAAGGUGAUUCUUUAUCUUCAGCUGCUCUUUCUGAAAGUGAGAAGUCUGGGACUGCUGAAAUUAAAUCUAAAGGUAGGGUGACUAAGUCUGAUGAAAUAGAAGAGAAAGCUGGACAGAAUGUUCAAAAAGCAUCGACUUUGAUCCUGCCAUCAAGAAAAAAUAAGCUGAUGAAUGGAGAAGACAUUGGAGAUGGUGUACGACGCCAAGGGAGGACUGGGCGGGCUGUUACUUCUGGAAGAUCCGUUAUGCCAGUGACAGUUGAGAAGUAUGGCAAUGUUGGAACAGCAAAACAGCUCAGAAGUGCCAGGCUUGCCUUGAAUAAGUCCGAGAGCAAGGGUGGUCGUCCCCCAACAAGGAAGCUCACUGACCGCAAGGCUUAUGCUCGCCAGAAGCAUGCAGCAAUCAAUGCAGCUGCAGAUCUUCUUGUUGCUUCGGAGGAUGGACAUGAAGAGUUGGUGGCUGCUGUAAACGCUCUUAUUACUUCUGCUCAUGCCUUCCCCAACACAUUUUGGAGGCAGAUGGAGCCUUUUCUGGGUUUCAUAUCUAAUGUAAAUAUUGCCUAUUUAAAGCAGCAGGGAAAUUAUGAAUCCAUCAAAUUGGGAUCAACACCAGUUCCUUUUAUUACAGAUGGUUGUCGUACCAUAUUCAAUGGGUGUGGAUUGCUUGAACAUGAAAGAGAUGGCGGCAUUGGUGCUGUAGCAUCAAUUGAUGAAAUUCAUUCACAACAGUUGCUCCCGGAUACAAGGGACAAUGAUGUGAUUCCCCUUUGUCAAAGAUUUUUAGCAGCUCUAAUCCCAGAAGAAGCUAUUGAUAGCGGAAAUGAAGACCCUCCAUUUGAUGUUUAUGGAACUGGAUUUGAGAUGGAUGGAGAAUUGGGGUCCAAUGGUUUGAGUCAUAUUAUUAACUUCCAAUUGACUGGUGGGCAUGCUUCAUUUGAUGAUUAUAGGAUAACUGGAAAGCCAGAACAUUAUGAUCCUGAAAUUGAUAUGCCGGGGAACACAGGAAUUAAUAACUCAAUUUCAGAAUUUGAGUAUGGGAUUAUGAAGAUAAAUGAGAAACUCAUUUUAGAGGCGCAAAGUAUUGGAAUUUUCUUAGAACCACCGCCUGACAUAGCACAGACGUGGGAUGUUGAGAUCCUUGCGGACAUUAGUAAGCUAGAGGAAGAGCACAAGGAACAGGCUUCAAAGAAGAAAGGUUUGGUUGAUAAACUAUUGAAAGCUGCCUCAGAAACAAGAACAGUUCAGGAGGAGGAAUUCAAACAACGUGCUCUUGAAAAACUUGUCACAAUGGCGUAUGAAAAGUACAUGAGUUGUUGGGGCCCUAGUGCAACUGGUGGAAAGAGUUCCAGCAACAAAAUGAUCAAGCAAUCUGCCUUAGCAUUUGUUAAACGGACAUUAGCUCGAUAUCAAAAAUUUGAAGAUACAGGAACAAGCUGCUUUGAUGAGCCCAUGCUUAGAGACAUGUUUCUUUCUGGGUCUUCCCGGCUAAAUUGUGAACAGGCAAUAGAUACGCCUACAGAUAGUGAAUCUGGAAAGCCAAGCGCCAGAAAUUCCACCCGCUCUCUGGAAGCUCGAACCUCAGGUCAAAAUGGGGAUAGCUAUGCUGUUAAUUCGUCUGAUCUGCAUACACCCACAAAUCGGUCUUCCGAUCAAACUACUGUUAAAGAUGAUUCGUGGUCUAACAGGGUGAAAAGGAAAGAAUUAUUGCUGGAGGAUGUGGUUGGUGGUACUUCUAAUGCCCAGCCAGGCAUUGGAAGUUCUUUGUUGAAUAGUACAAAAGGAAAGAGGAGCGAGAGAGACAGAGAAGGAAACGGACAUGGUAGAGAGGCUUUAUCUAGAAAUGGAACUAAUAAGAUUGGUCGACCUGUAUCCAAUGUUAAGGGGGAAAGGAAAUCGAAAACAAAGCCUAAGCAGAAAACAACUCAGCUCUCUGUUUCUGUAAAUGGCCUUCUUGGCAAGAUGUCAGAGCAACCCAAAACAUCAACUUCUCUAUCGAAAUCGAGUGAGAUAACCGCCAAUAAUAAUGCCAAAGAUAAAGAUGAGUUCGGCCUGGACGUAUUGGAUGACAUACAACUACCAGGACAAGAUUUGGGUUCAUGGUUGAACAUUGAUGAUGAUGGUUUUCAAGAUCAUGACUUCAUGGGCCUUGAAAUCCCCAUGGAUGAUCUUUCCGACUUGAAUAUGAUGGUUUGAGUUGUUUUCUUUGUGUAGUCUUGUUCAUUAUACUGUUUUAAAACCAAAAGUAUAAUCACUGUCAUCAAGAAAUGACGUUACAUGAAUGAUCGUUUGGCUGUCCCGUCCACAAUUAGGUUACAAUAGAUUCUUUGUAGACUCAUCCACAAGUUGACUUUCGCGUUGAACCAUUUGGACGUCUUGAAAUUUUUCUCUCAAGUUGGCGACAUUGGCUGUAAAGAUCCUUUUUGUUCCUACAAGCUUGUAUCUCGUAGCAAUUAUCUUAGCAAACACUGUACCCUGGCUGUAGCGUUUACAGAUCUGAGAGCAAUGUACAUACAUUUAUAUUCUAAAUAAAAUUAGUUUUUUUCGGUGUA